Messenger RNA from Alosa sapidissima (American shad), 2415 nucleotides. RefSeq names its product SH3 domain binding glutamate-rich protein like 2 (gene sh3bgrl2). Gene Ontology annotation, cellular component: cytoplasm. The record is from RefSeq and is a predicted model, not a curated record. Lineage: Eukaryota; Metazoa; Chordata; Actinopteri; Clupeiformes; Clupeidae. Bases 191 to 517 code for a protein of 108 amino acids. The transcript has 4 exons.
GAUCACAGUUAUUAUGGCAGUAUAAAUACCGAGGACUCGCCUCCGUUUGUAAUUUUCAAACACUUCUUGGCGGGGGAGGUCGACAACAGUCUCCUGGCUCUGUCAAAGUACUGCAAGAGAGAGAUAGAGAAAGAGAGUGGGCUAACUGUGACGAACCGACGGGCCACUUGCUUCCUACGGGGAUUAUAGGAUGGUAAUCAGGGUAUACAUCGCCUCUUCCUCCGGGUCUGUCGCGGUGAAAAAGAGGCAGCAGGCGAUCGUGGGCUUCCUGGAGGCGAAUCGGAUUUUGUUUGAGGAAGUAGACAUCACCAUGCUGGAGAACGAGAGGCAGUGGAUGUACCGGAACAUUCCGCAGGAGAAGCACCCUGAGAAGGGCAACCCCAUGCCCCCGCAGAUCUUUAACGGACAGGAGUACUGUGGGGACUAUGAGGAUUUCUUCCAAUCGAAGGAGAAUAACACUGUGUUUUCAUUCCUGGGACUCAACUCCCACCCCUCAGUGAAGGAAUCCGAAUCAUAAGCGUUGCCAUGGAAGAGUGUGUGGAUAGAAUUGUGCCGCAUCACUUCCUGUUUCGGGGGAUCUCACCCAGACCACACUGAAGCCUUGCCAAAUGAUGAUGCUGUCCACACACACACACACACACACACACGCAGACACAUACACACAGACACUUACGCAGACACAUAUACACACACACACAUACGCAUAUACACAGACACACACACACACACACAGACAACUGCGGCAACAGAGGAGUUUGGCCCUCAACAAUAGACACUUAUCUUUUUUUGUCUUUUGUAUGACUUGUAUACUUGUGACCGGUGGGAUGUAGCUGAUAUUAUCUAUGCUCAAAUAUUAGACUAUAAUGUGGCUUCAGAGAGGGAAGUAGGAUGACGUGUGUGUGUGUGUGUGUGUGUGGUCGUGUGGUCAAGUUCAGAAUUCUAUCUGUUUCACUGACAAACAGAAUAUAUGAUUAACCUGCCGUGCAGGUCUCUGUUUGAAUGUGUCCGCGUGUCUGUCCACACACACACACACACCCGGACACUAACAAACACACAACGCUUUGUGUGUGUGUGUAUGUGGGUGUGUGAGUGAGAGAGAGUGUGUGUGUGAUAGAUUUUAUCUGGGUUCAAUGAGGGUCAAGUCUAGAGUGAUGAUAAGUAAGGCAUGAAGACCUCCAUGUUUUGUCGUGUUGUUUUCGAUGUCACUCUCUAACUGUUAAUGUCAGAUAUGCCGUUACGUUCCAGGAACUGUGAAGUGAUGAAUAUUGUGUCCCCUCGCUUUACUCCGAAAGGCCUUGUCAAGAAUGACUGAAAUGAUUGACAGCCUUAAAUCUCUGUAUACUGUAUCUCUCCUCUCUCGUUCCUUCUGCCUCUUCUUUUUUGUAAAUAUUUGUCUGAACUACAUCCAUUUUCGUGCUGUGUGUCUGCUGUCUGUCUGCUUGCCUGUCAUUAGUGUUGAAAUUGAAGAAUUUAUUUUCCUCUUUUAACUCUCUUCUUAGUGGUUCUUUUCUCUCUCUCUCUCUCUCAGGCGGUUAAUCACAUGUAGCAUGAAACACUAUAGUUUGGACAUUAUUUGGACAUCUGCUUUGUCUGCCCCCUCCCACCCCCCCAACACACACACUCACACACGCAUAUUCGCUCACCUUAUGUGGAUUAAACGGGUGGUUUUUCCUGGAUGGAAUAGGAGUCACAUGUUCUUUGACCUCAGAUUAGUGUGGCAGACAGAGUCACUGCUUUCCAUUAUAUGUCCCCAUCUCUCUCUCACUCUGCUCCCCCUCUCUCUCUCUCUAUUUCUCUCUCCCUACCUACCCCCUCUCUCUCCAUCUGUCCCCCCACUCUUUAUCCCUAUUCAUUCUUUACUUCCAUCUCUCUUUUAUUCUUUUCAUCUCAUCGCUACUUCCAUCCCUUCCACCCUUCUGUGAUCCUCUCGGCCUUCUCUCUCUCUCUCUCUCUCUCUCUCUGUUUUUCUCUUAUUAAAUUAUCAUGGGUGGAUGAGCUCCUCAUUCAUGUUUGCACUUGACUGACACACACAUACAGAACUCUCCCUCGUCAUCUCUCUCUCUCUCUCUCUCUAUCCCUCUAUUCCUAUUCCUUCAUCUCAAAGGCAGUCGCUCUCGCUCUCUCUCUCUCUCACUCCCUCUGUAGAGCUUUCACCCCUCUCUCACUCCCUGCCCCUUUAUGUCUCUUUCUUUUCCUGUCUUCAUGUCUCUCUCCCUUCCUCUCUCUCUCUUAUCUCUUCUACCCAUCCAGCCUUUCCAUCAUACUCCUCUUUUCUUCCUCACUUGUUAAACUGCAGAUUAGCCAAACGCCCCCUGGUGGCCACUGACCGUCAUGCUGAUUAAGAUGCAAACUAUUUUUCAUCACAGAAGAAGUAUGAAAUAUUGUAUUGUUUUGUAAAUAAACAGUAUAUGCCUG